AUGGCACGAUAUACGUACAUGACGACGCCCCUAUCCCUCUCUUUCACUCUAGCCAUCUUAUCCUCCUCCUUCACGCUCGCAUCCGCAUCACCACAACCACAAACCCCCCUAUGGACCUCCGUCGACCCCCUAAUCGGCACCCUCGGUCCCCGCCCGGGCUCCGCCAUCGCAGGCGGAAACUCCUUCCCCGGCGCCAGUCUACCCUGGGGCAUGGCCAAACCUGGCAUCGACACGAGUUAUCUGGGACUGCGCGAGGGCACGGCCGUGGAUGCGAAUGCGGGGUAUACGCCCUUGGGCAAUGUGACGGCGGUUAGUAUGACGCAUGUUAGUGGGAGUGGGGGGGCGCCGACUUAUGGAUUGAUAUCGCAAAUGCCUCUGCUGGGUAAUCUCGCGCAUGUCAAUCUCGCAGACAACACCACCUACGCCACGAACCGCAGUUUGAGCCAGGAAACCGCAACCGUCGGUCUCUUCACAACCGUGCUGCUCAACGGUGUCAAGAUUGAAAUCACAGCGGGUAACCACACGGGAUUCAUGCGGUAUACCUUCCCCGCUGCCUCUUCAGCCACAAACACCGCGCAUGACAAUUCCACCUCAUUCUCAACCAACGGUCCCAUAACCAACGGCCAAGAACCCAGCUUGGCCAACAACGACAUCCACAUCCUCGUCGACCUAACCCACGUCCUCCCAGCCUACGCCGCACAAUCCUACUCGCAAAAAUUUCUCCGUGGAGACUUGCACAUCCGCUCCCCCUCCACUUCCUCCCAACCCUCCUAUUACGGCUCCGCAUCUUACACUGGCGGCUGGUCCCAACCCGACACCCACACCCUCUUCUUCUGCGCCAACUUCAGCGUCCCGCACACGUCCGCCCCGCUGUCCCGGACAUCUGCCUACGUGCAGCAGAAUACGCGAGAUGCCGUCGACGGCGCGGGCACCUUUAGCUGGGCGUAUAACCCGGUUGUGCCACCGGCGUUUGGCGCGCGUCCUGCGCCCCGUAGUUUCCGCGAUAUGAGGAGUUUUGCGGGGAGUGGGAUGGGGAUUGGCGCUUUGUUUAGCUGGAGGCGGGAUGGGGAUGGGCCUGGUUUGGGAUUGCGUGGGAGUGCCAGUGCUAAUGCCAAUGCAACUUUUGCGGGUAGUGCACAAGUAGAAGCCAAGGUAGGGAUAUCCUACAUCAGUGCCGAACGAGCGUGUAGACACAUCGAGGCCGAGUUGCCGCUCUCCAAGUCGUUUGAGCAAGUCGUGCAAGGUGUGCGGCAGGAGUGGGAGGACAAGAUAUUGAGCAAAGUGCGGAUUGAGCAGGAUGGACAUGCGACGAGUGGGAAUGCGACGUUGAAGCGCAUGUUGUAUUCCGCGCUGUAUCAGACGGGCUUGAUGCCGACGGAUAAGACGGGGGAGAAUCCGCGAUGGGAGUCUGGCGAGGGGAAACCAUAUUACGAUGAUCAUUAUACAUUGUGGGAUACAUACCGCACCCUUCUCCCUCUAUACCAUUUGCUCUUCACAAACCCCUAUUCCCGCAUCCUCUCCGGCCUCAUCUCCAUCUUCACACACGAAGGCUAUCUCCCGGCCGGACGUGCGGCGAACUGGAACGGCAGGGUGCAAGGCGGUACGCACGCCGACAUUGUGCUUGCAGACGGGUACGUCAAGAGCGUGCGUUCGCUGUCUGGACAGCAGGGGCGCGGGGAACUUGAUGCAGACAUCGAUUGGCAAGAAGCAUACCGUGGUGUGAUGAAGGAUGCCACGCAAAUGCCCGAACACAAUGUCGAUCCUGUGACGUUUGAUGGCGCAACAAAGGAAGGACGAGGGGCGCUGGAUGACUAUCUCAAACUGCACUACAUUACUCGUAAUCAUACAAGAAGUGUGUCGCGCGGAGUGGAGUAUCCUCAAAAUGACUUUGCCAUCUUCAGCAUGGCUACGGCUCUCGGCAUGCCCAACAGCAGUAUCUCGCAGUUAAAGGACCGAGCUUCCUGGUGGCGGAAUCAGUGGAAUCCUGACGCAAACACGACCCUCGACGGCUACGGCACUUUUACAGGUUUCCCUGCGCCCAGAAACGCAGACGGGAGCUGGAAUCUCACGGCCUACGAUGCACGAAGUUGUGGGACCUGCGGCUGGGACGCCGACGUGUACGAGGCCAAGAUCUGGGAAACGGCGUUUGGCGCGGCGCCGCACGACAUGGCCAAGCUGAUCGAGCUCAUGGGCGGCGAUGAAGCGUUUGUCCGGCGAUUGGAUGCUAGUUUCGUUCCGGGAUUUGGCACGAGCGUGGGCGCCAAUAACGAUGCUGGAUCUGCGCUGUUCAACCCGGGCAACGAGCCUUCGUUCCCCACGCCUUUCUUGUACAAUUAUGUACCAGGCAUGCAUUGGAAGACGGUCAACCAGACGCGUAGUACAGUGGAUGCCUUCUACAGCGAUGCUCGCAACGGAUACCCGGGUAAUAUCGAUGGUGGAGCGUUGCCCAGUUGGCUGAUUUUCAAUCUCAUGGGGAUCUUUCCUGUGCCGGGACAACCGCUGUAUCUGCUUUCUGCGCCCAGGUUUUCGCACCUGAAGAUUACGCUUUUUGGUGGGACGCAGGCGGAGACAGAACUAGCGAUCAUGGCGAAGAAUCUUUCCGAUUCGUCCUUUUAUCCGCAAAGGGUCCUUUUGAACGGACAGGAACUGGAUCGGGCCUGGUUGAGCCAUGAAGAGGUUGCUGAAGGAGGCGAGUUAGUGUUUGAGAUGGGGAGUGAGCCCAAAAUGUGGGAUACCGGUAGUAGACCGUGGUCUUUGUCGACAUGGGUAUGA
Molecule: messenger RNA, 2772 nt
Organism: Plenodomus lingam JN3
Lineage: Eukaryota; Fungi; Ascomycota; Dothideomycetes; Pleosporales; Leptosphaeriaceae
Source: RefSeq, a predicted model, not a curated record